AUGAGAUUUUUGUUUUUGUCUAUCUUAUUGUCAAUCUUGUCUAUCAUUAAUGCUCACAAUGUGUUAUUGCCUCCGUAUGGGAAACAAUGUUUUUUCGAAAAUUUAAAGAAGAAUGAUGAGUUGUCGAUUAGUUUCCAAGUUGGAUCAAGAAAUCCUUCAAAUGCUGAACAAUUUGUGAUUGAUUUCUAUGUUAUCGCUCCAAAUGGCCAAAUUGUGAGAAGAGUGGAUGCCCUCGACCACGGUGACGAGUCGUACAAGACAACAACAAGUGGUAAAUAUCAGUACUGUUUUUCAAACGAAAGAACAGGAAGAGUUGAUUUAGAUGUUUCUUUUAAUGUUCAUGGUGUUAUUUAUGUUGAUUUCGAUGAUCCAAAAUCCGACACCUUGGAUUUUGCAAUUCUGAGAUUGAGUCAAUUGACAUACGAUGUCAAAGCAGAACAGUCCUAUUUAGUAAUUAGAGAAAGAACACACAGAAAUACUGCUGAAUCAACUAACUCUAGAGUUAAGUGGUGGUCGUUAUUUCAAAUAGUGGUGGUUGCUUCCAAUUCGAUUUUUCAGAUCUACUACUUAAGGAGAUUUUUCGAAGUUAGAGCUGUUGUUUAA
Molecule: messenger RNA, 603 nt
Organism: Priceomyces carsonii
Lineage: Eukaryota; Fungi; Ascomycota; Pichiomycetes; Serinales; Debaryomycetaceae
Gene: EMP24
Product: Emp24p
Exons: 2
Coding region: 1-603 (200 amino acids)
Biological process (GO): protein retention in ER lumen; intracellular protein transport; endoplasmic reticulum to Golgi vesicle-mediated transport
Cellular component (GO): endoplasmic reticulum-Golgi intermediate compartment; endoplasmic reticulum; Golgi apparatus
Source: RefSeq, a predicted model, not a curated record